Molecule: messenger RNA, 1605 nt
Organism: Erinaceus europaeus (western European hedgehog)
Lineage: Eukaryota; Metazoa; Chordata; Mammalia; Eulipotyphla; Erinaceidae
Product: uromodulin-like
Exons: 8
Coding region: 1-1605 (534 amino acids)
Source: RefSeq, a predicted model, not a curated record
AUGACCAUUCUAAGAACAACAGACCUUAAAACAAUCACGUCUGAGACUCAGAAAGGAGACACUACAGCCACACCCCCAACCUCAACAGCAGUCACAACAGCCCCCACUAACACCAUAGAAACUUUUCCCACAACAACCAGGACAACAGAUCUUAAAACUACCCUGUCUGAGUCUCAGAAAGGAGAAAAUACAGCCACAUCCCCAACCUCAACAAUACUCCCAAACCCAGCAACAGCCCCCACAGUGAGUACACUAUCUGAAACACAUGAUGACCUGAUAAUACAGACACCAUUCCAACUAGUGGAGUCAGUCCCUAGCAUUGGCACCACAAUAGCUCAGUCACCUGAGACAACAACUGCUCACUCAACAACCCUCAUCUCCAGCUCUUCAUGGAUAACAAAAUCCUCUGCUAUGACUGAAACCACUAACGUUUCUAAAGGCACCCAGAGUAGUAGUCCUGGAGCAGGAAUUUGUGCUUUGGAUGAAUAUCCAGCCAUCAGGGGAGUCUGUAUGUGCAAUGACAGCUACUAUGCCCAUUCAGAACUGUCCAGGAUGGUAGUGACCCUACACUGCCAGCCACAGAAAAUUGAGGUGGCCCUCAGAAGCUGCUUCCUGAAGACUCACCACUGGAUCCUGAGGGAUCAUGCCUUCUCAGGAUGCUCCAGUGUGAGCAAGAUAGAGGAGGGUCACCGUGUCCAAAUCUUCAUGAUUGAGAAGAAGGAGGGUGUUUGUGGACUUGAACUCUCCACUAACCACAGUCACGCCCUAUAUUCUCUGGAGGUGCAGCUUCUUCAGGUUCUUUCUGAUUCUGCCAUCAGGGAUGCCACAACGCUCAACUUCAGCUGUGUUUACCCGCUGGUGGUGGAUGUCAGCCAGACGCAGCCCUAUCCAGUGGUCAUCCAGACUCACGCCUUCCCAUACAGCACUGUUCAUGUUCCAGGUAUCGGGGAUACCAUUGUCAUCCUGGGCAUAUUCACAGACCCCCAGCAAUCCUCUCCACUAGAGAACAGACCAGUUCCCCUUGGAACUAGUCUCUAUGUGGUCCUCAGAGCCACAAGCAGUGACCCAGAGAGGUUUACCCUGGUGGUUAAUGAAGUCUUUGCCAGCACCAAUGCCUCCAGGACAGGGGCUGUUAAGGGCACCUACCAUUUUGUGAAGGCGAGCUGCCCAGUGAGUAACCAUCUGACUGGAGACCUGAAUAACAAUGGGAACUCUCUGGAGGUGACUCUGGCCUUCAACUUGAUCCGAUUCUUGACCAGUGACACCAUCUACCUGCACGGCCGAGUGACCCUGUGUAACAAACUGGCAGGACACCGAUGUCAGCCGACCUGUACUCAGAAGAGUCCUCCUGCAGGGAAUAAAGCUAGAAGUGUGGUGCAAGAGCGCAAGAGAGGCCUGGAGAAUAGCUCAGGCUGGCUCAUGUUCGGACCCAUACAAAUAACCGGUAACUGGAUCAUUGUGGAGCGGGCUGUCUGCUCUCGGCGCCCGGCCCCGGGCAGGGGCGGGACCCCGCCUGGGCUCCGAUUGCUGAUUGGUCGCGGGCGGGCAGACGAGGGCGUGGUCGGAGCGGCGCGCUCGGAGGCGUGCGGCCAGGCGGGCGAGUAA